AUGUGCCCGCCGCAGCAGGGGCCCACAGGAAUGAAGGCCGCCGGCGCUGCACUGGACUCACCAGGGGGCGAAGAACUCGACGAGCAUGAGGCCCGCAGAGCCCGUGUCGGAGAUGCGACUCUCGAAGUUGUCGUCCCAGACAUGGCCGCUUACCACCAAGAAGGGCAGAUGCAGCUGCCCCGAGCUGAUGCCAUUCGUUCACGUCUCAUCGAUACUUUCUCUCUCAUCGAGCAUUUGCAAGGCUUGAGCCAAGCUGUGCCGCGGCACACUAUCAGGGAGUUACUUGAUCCUUCCCGCCAGAAGAAACUUAUGUUGGGAGAUCAACACCAGCUAGUGCAUUUCUCUAUAAAGCCUCAAUGUAUAGGACGGAUUUCACAUGAGGCUGUUGAGCAGGCUUCAUGUGUGCUGCAGUCAGAGGCCACCUUUUUCUUUGUGGGCCGGAUGGGUCCUUGAGUGUAUCCUUUCAUGUCACUCAUUUUUAUCCUGGCUGUUGAUCAUCUGACUAAUGACUUAUUUUUUGCUCCCCAAACUCCAUUGUAUCAUUCUCACUGCUUAUGUUAUUGUUCUUAUUAUUUCAGCUGCAUAAAUCAGAAAGAACUCCACUCUGUACGUUUCCUUAAGAGAUAACAGGUCCUCUCUUCAA
Messenger RNA from Nomascus leucogenys (northern white-cheeked gibbon), 643 nucleotides. RefSeq names its product cation channel sperm-associated protein 2-like. Gene Ontology annotation, biological process: flagellated sperm motility; sperm capacitation; fertilization. Gene Ontology annotation, molecular function: calcium-activated cation channel activity. The transcript has 4 exons. Lineage: Eukaryota; Metazoa; Chordata; Mammalia; Primates; Hylobatidae. Bases 1 to 453 code for a protein of 150 amino acids. Gene Ontology annotation, cellular component: CatSper complex. The record is from RefSeq and is a predicted model, not a curated record.